CCGGCCAGCCCGGCGCCGGAAGUGAGCUGUUCCCGGGCGCCGCCGGGUCCUGCCACGUCCGAGGCCUGGAGCCGCCACCACCUCCGCUGUUGCCACCAUGGUGUCAGUAAUUAACACUGUGGAUACUUCCCAUGAGGACAUGAUACAUGAUGCCCAGAUGGACUACUAUGGCACCCGUCUGGCAACCUGCUCAUCAGACAGGUCCGUCAAAAUCUUCGAUGUGCGCAACGGAGGGCAGAUCCUCAUCGCCGACCUCAGGGGUCAUGAAGGUCCUGUGUGGCAAGUGGCCUGGGCCCACCCCAUGUAUGGCAAUAUCCUGGCAUCCUGCUCCUAUGACCGGAAGGUCAUUAUCUGGAAAGAGGAGAACGGCACUUGGGAGAAGACACAUGAGCACACAGGACACGAUUCCUCAGUAAAUUCUGUGUGCUGGGCCCCCCACGACUAUGGCCUGAUCCUGGCCUGUGGGAGCUCGGAUGGGGCCAUCUCCCUGCUGACCUACACUGGCUUGGGCCAGUGGGAAGUGAAGAAGAUCAACAAUGCUCACACUAUUGGCUGCAAUGCCGUCAGCUGGGCCCCUGCUGUUGUACCCGGAAGCCUCAUAGACCAGCCAUCUGGGCAGAAGCCCAACUACAUCAAGAAGUUUGCAUCAGGCGGCUGUGACAACCUCAUCAAACUGUGGAAGGAGGAAGAGGACGGCCAGUGGAAGGAAGAGCAGAAGUUGGAAGCACACAGUGACUGGGUUCGAGAUGUGGCCUGGGCCCCGUCCAUCGGUCUGCCCACCAGCACCAUUGCCAGCUGUUCCCAGGAUGGUCGAGUGUUUAUUUGGACCUGUGACGAUGCCUCAGGCAAUACAUGGUCCCCGAAGCUGCUGCACAAGUUCAAUGAUGUUGUAUGGCAUGUGAGCUGGUCCAUUACAGCCAACAUCCUGGCCGUCUCAGGUGGAGACAAUAAGGUGACCCUGUGGAAGGAGUCGGUCGACGGGCAGUGGGUGUGCAUCAGUGAUGUCAACAAGGGCCAGGGUUCCGUGUCCACUUCAAUCACAGAGGGUCAGCAGAACGAGCAGUGACAAGACAGGCCGGGCCUGGCUCUUCACCUGCCGCCUCCAGGACUGCCCCUCCUGGGCCAACUGACCAAACAGCUAGGAGGAAGAAUGCCAAACUCCCACAGGCUCACUCUCCCGGGAGUCAUACUAAAUGCAACCAGAUUGAUCAUCUGCCUUAACAUGAUCUAAUGUGGUUUGUAAUUUCUUGUCCAGCUGAAUGCACUCUUGUUAUGAGGGGAAAAACUACGAAUGACCUUCAAAUUUAUUAUUUUAAAGUAUUUUUGGUCACUUUUAUGUACCUUUUCGGUUCAGACAUCAUUUGUGGUGGGGAGGGGGGGAUUGUUUUCAGAAUAAUUAUUAAAUAAACUCAUAUUGCUUAUA
Phacochoerus africanus (Common warthog) is the source of this 1423-nucleotide messenger RNA. It is a transcript of the gene SEC13, whose product is annotated as SEC13 homolog, nuclear pore and COPII coat complex component. NCBI's taxonomy places the organism in Eukaryota, Metazoa, Chordata, Mammalia, Artiodactyla, Suidae. Bases 98 to 1066 code for a protein of 322 amino acids. The transcript is spliced from 9 exons. The record is from RefSeq and is a predicted model, not a curated record. Gene Ontology annotation, biological process: protein import into nucleus; positive regulation of TOR signaling; COPII-coated vesicle budding. Gene Ontology annotation, cellular component: nuclear pore outer ring; COPII vesicle coat. Gene Ontology annotation, molecular function: protein binding; structural molecule activity.